AUGGCCCCCCCCGCUGGUCUCGCCCGCUGGCUGGCCGUUUUCAUUGUCCUUUCGGUCAAUGGCUUCGUUGCCCUGUCGCGUGCGAUCCCGCUGCUGCUGCUGCUGAACUUCGCCGUCUCCGCCUGGCUUGUCGGCCAUUUCACAGUCAUCUGGCUUAUCCUGCCUUUUUAUAUGGGCAAUGACUUGUCUAGCACGGGUUCGAGUGGUCUCGCCGCGGCUGGCAUCACCAUCCUGUCGCUGUACGCCGUCAUCCUGUUCUUCGCCUUGGGCUCCUGCCUUGUCUUGUGGUACCGGUCGUUCCUCCUCUGGUGGUUCGAGAGUUCCCGGUUCCCCGCCGCCGCCAACACAGGGUUAAAGACCACGAUGCAGUGGUACUAUGGCUUUGAUUUCUGGUUCGAAGCUCGCCUCGAUCCCAGCAAGACGCGCCGCCUCGACCGUACGUACGCAGACAGAGGCGAAUAUGCUCUCCUGGAUCAUUAUUGUACCUGGCUUUGGACUCCGGUUUGCCUACAGACAAUCAAGCCAUACCUGCUCGUCAUGGUUUUCGUCACGGUUCACCAGUCCUUCGUUCUCGCCGUCUUGGCUUGGUCCGUGUCGCGUCGUUCCUGGCGCAAUACCACCUCCGCCUUCUCUGCUCUGGCUGUUUUCUUUCCCCUCCUUAUUCUCUGGUUAAAGUUGACUCCGUUUAUCCGUAAAUGGACGAUGCUCGCCGUACAGAAUCGGACAGCGUUCGAAUACCGCAACUUUGUGCACCGAAGGCGGCGACCGACAUGGAGGAUGGCCGUUUGGGAUGGCAGACACCUCCGGCGCUAUUCCGCCACAUUCAACCCCUGGGACUUGGGUGACUGGAAGGCCAACUGCCGCGCCGCGCUGGGUGAGCAUUGGUGGCAGUGGCCUCUAUUUUGGCUGCAGCCAACCCGCGUUCACCGGUACGGAAGCUACGAUGGUUCGGACCUGCCGCUCGGGGACAGAUGGCUUGACUUUCUCGCCACUCGUCACGACCCAGGCAUCGUUUCCUUCGGUCCCACCGGCGACGACAACGACGACAACAAUCUCGACUCCGACUACGACUCCGACUCCUCUGGGGGAGGGUCAUCGGUCAUCGAACUUGUUGGCAUCCGCCCGGCCCCGGAGCCAGCUCCCUUGCCGGCCGCUGUCGUCCGCAACCGCACGACGUAUUCUUCUGAAUACUAG
This is a messenger RNA of Colletotrichum karsti, 1194 nucleotides long. RefSeq lists its product as uncharacterized. The transcript has 3 exons. Bases 1 to 1194 code for a protein of 397 amino acids. Lineage: Eukaryota; Fungi; Ascomycota; Sordariomycetes; Glomerellales; Glomerellaceae. The record is from RefSeq and is a predicted model, not a curated record.